AUGGCUGCUGCGGCUCACUCCAAGUUCAACGAAUUCCGAUCAAAGUUUCGGGGAACUUGUGAGUUUUUGAUAAUUUUUUUAAUCUGGGAAAAAAUCUGGGGAAGUCUAGAAGUGAUUCUACAGUAAUCAAAAAUUUUCUGGAAGACGAAAAAAUUAGAUUCAGGUUACUGUAGGAGCUAGAAACUUGUAGAUCACAACAUGUGCCGCUAAUAAAUCCGAAGGUUACUGUAUUUUUCGGCCCUAAAAUCUACAGUAACCCUAGUUGCGGAAGAAUCCACGUAGUGAAUACAGUAAUCCAAACUGCAAGAAAAUCCAAUACCUACAGUAAUCCCCAAACUUUGAGCCCUAAUGUCGCAGUAUCCAAACUGCAAAAUUUGAACCUACAGUAACCCCCGAACUGCAAGAAAAUCCAAAACCUACAGUAUCCAAACUGCAAAACCACUUAAAAUUCUAUUUUCUCAUGAUUUAUAUUAAAAUUAACCUACAGUAAUCCCCGAACUGCAAGAAAAUACACGUGGAUUUUUGGAGGCCCAAAUCUACAGUAACCCUAGGCAUGUUUGGGGUCAAAAAAUCGGGAAUCCAAAAUUCUUUAUGCAUGCUAGAGAUCUAGGAACUUUCGAGAAAUAUCUACAGUAACCCCCGCACUGCAAGAACAUCCUGUAAAUACAGUAAUCCAAACUCUGAGCAUGUGUAGAAAUAUCAAAAUAAACCUACAGUUGAAUCUACAGUACCCCAAACUGCAAAAAAAUUCACGUGGAUUUUUGGAAGCCCAAAAUCUACAAUCCAAAAUUCUUCAUGAAAUUACUGAGAUCUAGGAACUUUCAAAAAUAUCUACAGUAACCCCCCGCACUGCAAGAAACUACAGUACCUUUCAGUCUUCGACUUCAUCUACUACCUCUUGGUCCUCACAUUUCCCACAAUUCUCAUCGCCGUCGGAUUUUUGAAACACGACGCGUGCCCCAGUGAAUCACGAAUUCCACUCUGGCUAAUCGCCUAUGGCCUCGUGAUUCUAGCCAACAGAUUAUUCGCUGAAAUUGUGUCGAAAAAGUCAAAAGCGGUGGAAUUGAAAUAUCCGGAAAUUGAAAAUGAGACAAAAUUGGAGAAGGCGCAAAGGGAACUUUGGAUUGAUUCCGAGGGACCACAUUAUGCCAAAGCGGUUUUUAGUUUGACGAGAAGUUUUAAGAUUUUAUUGUGAGUUGCGGAGAACUUCUAGAUGUUCUAGAUGUUUUUUAGAACUUAUAGAUCCUUUCAGAAUCAUCAUUGGAAUCUACUUGCUCUUCGCAAGUUACGAUAACUCUCAAUAUUGCCACUGGGCUCCUUAUUCAUUGUUCAUUUUCGCCGUCAUUUCCUCGAUUCUCCUUCUUUUUGGUUUGAUUUUGGUUGGAUUUUGUCUUUUGUGCAUUUUUAGAAAAGAGAAUGAUAGUCAUGCUUGA
This is a messenger RNA of Caenorhabditis angaria, 1433 nucleotides long. The record is from the annotation of a GenBank genome assembly. Lineage: Eukaryota; Metazoa; Nematoda; Chromadorea; Rhabditida; Rhabditidae.